This is a messenger RNA of Sphaeramia orbicularis (orbiculate cardinalfish), 5027 nucleotides long. It is a transcript of the gene cgnb, whose product is annotated as cingulin b. The coding region runs from base 163 to 3762 and encodes 1199 amino acids. The transcript has 21 exons. Gene Ontology annotation, molecular function: microtubule binding. Gene Ontology annotation, biological process: microtubule cytoskeleton organization. Gene Ontology annotation, cellular component: myosin complex; bicellular tight junction. The record is from RefSeq and is a predicted model, not a curated record. Lineage: Eukaryota; Metazoa; Chordata; Actinopteri; Kurtiformes; Apogonidae.
AACAGGUUGCAUCGGUGAGAGAGAGCAGGAGAGAGAGAGCGGCGGAGAAUUUCCCAGAUGUCCUCAGUCCAGUAGUACCAUCCUGACAUCCCACGGAACCACUGUGGUUUGAGGAGUGACGCAGGACGCACGAACAUCCACGGGAUUGAGCAGGAAGUAAACAUGAGCAGCCUCUCCACUGACAGGAAGCCGCUGGUAGACUACGGCGUCCAGAUCCGCUUCAUCAAAGACCUCCACGACACGGGUGGAGGUUACCCCGAUAAGUCCAAAGGAAACGCCAGCACGCCUCCUGCUUCCAGUAAAUAUGGCGUGGCAGUGCGGGUGCAGGGCAUCUCUGGGCAGCCUUAUGUGGUCCUAAAAGACGGCGAGAAAGGUGACUCAUACGGCGUUCAGCUAAACACCCCCACCCCCAGCUCAGGACCCCCCUCACCUUUUAACAGUCUCCCCAAAACCAAAGAACCGGCUGAAUUUGCAAACCCCUACAGUCCUAGUGUGAGCGCAGUUCAUUCACCUGUUCCCCCAGCAGAGGAUGAAGAUGGGGAGAUCUUUGGGAGUCCCCUUAAGAGACCCCCAGGGGACGGUCAGGCAGGAACGCACGGGGAGGAGGAGGUUGUGGUGGGGAGGCACGUGGAGAGGACCAAGGCUGAACCCCAAGUCAAAGCCGGUAAAGACAGAGACCGGACCAGUAAGGAGGAGUACAAUGAAGCAGGGCUGAAACCGGUCAAGUUUAAUGGGGUGGGACCAAAAGGGGUCAAGCAGAGCAGCUCGGGUUACACAGGGUCUCAGGGGCCGUAUGGGACUAAACAGAACGCAGACCCCCCCCCAAAGCCGUUUCCAGAUCCUCCAGUGUCAGCCGGGGGGGAGCCUGCCCCUGCCAUCGACACCAACUCCCUGGCUCCCAUCAACAAGCUUAUCAGCAAGUUCAACAGCGGGACCCCGGGCAGCGCCCCGCAGACCAGGGGCCGCACCGGGGCCAGGCAGCGGCUCCGCUUCGACGAGCGCAGGCGGUCCCGAAGCCUCGACGCUAGAAAAGAGGUCCAGCCCGAGGUUACCCCUCCCACUCGUACUUCUCCAACCCUGAACCCGUACGCCGCACCGCUGUCCUCUUCCUCUGAUGGCCUGGUGUCGUCUGCUUCCACAAGUGGCAGCCUGGGAAGGAGCCCUGCAUCUGUUGCCAAGGUGACGGCGCUGGAGGCCCCCAAGCCCAGCUUUAAGUCACCAGGGAAGUUCGUUGCUAAGGACACUCCUCCAGCUGUGGCCAAAAAGCCUGAGAUGCUACCAAGAAGCAAAAGUCUGAGUAAAGAGAUACUUGGUGGAGAAGAAGCCCAGGUUAAACAAGAUCUAUUCAACAUCCCCAAAGACAGCACCAGUGAAAAUGAAGCAUCCCUCAAACAGAAGGUCAUGGUCUAUGAAUCUGCCAGAGGGUCUAAGAAAGGAGGGUCGGAUGGAAGCCUGAAAAAGGAGACGCACGAGGAGAUUCAGGAGCAACUCAACCGCUGCAAAAGGGAGUUGCAGCAGGCCCAUGAUGAGUUGGCCGGGGAGCGUAUGGCCAGGGAGGCGGCCGAGUCCCGCGUGCGUCUCCACGAGGAUCAACUGGCCGAGCUUCAGGAGGAGCUGAGGAGGGUUUCCGAAAACUCCCCCCAUUCAGACUCACUGCAGACGGAUCUGAUGACUCUGCAGGCGGAGCUGGCCGAAGCCACCCUGUUGCGCCAGCGGCAGGAGGACACUCUUCACCAAAGAGAACGUGAGCUGACGGCCCUGAAGGGGGCGCUGAAGGAGGAGGUGGAGUGCCACGACAGGGAGAUGGAGAUGCUGAGGGAGCAGUACAGCCAGGACAUGGAGAACCUGAGGAGAACCAUGGAGCAGGUCACACAGUCCCAGGAGCAGAUAGAAGAGGAGAGGCAGAGGGUCAAUGCCUCCAUGUUGACCCUGGAGGAAGAGCUGGAGAGCUGCAGAGACGACGGGGAGCAGUGGAAGUCCCAGCUGGAGACCACCACCAAGGAGCUGCAAAGCACCAGAGAACAGAACUGGAAGCACUGCAGCAGUCAAAAGCUGCAGAAAUCCCGUUUGGAAAAGGAGGAAUUUGAGAGCGAGCUGAAGGAUCUUCAGGACUCGCUCCUCGUCAUGAAGAAACAAAUGCCUGCCUCUGACGAUAACCGUGUAGCAGAGGAGCUUCGGCGUUGCCAUGACGACCUGAAGCGGACUCACGCAGAUCUGGACAAACAAAAGGCCGAGUUAGAGGAGAAGACUGAGGCACUUGAAGCGCUGAGGAAAGAGAGCGCCGCCAGAGAAACCGAGCUGCUGUCUGAGAUCAGCAAGUUGAAGGAACAGUCGCAGAAAGACAAAGAGGAGCUGGAAAAGGCACUGGAGAGGGUGAAAGAGUCGCCAGCUGGGUCUUCAGGGAAGUCUGUUGUAGACGGAACAAACUUGGAACUGCAAGAAGCAAACACUCGUCUCAGAGAGAGGCUGGCCCGCAUGACGAGGCUUCACUCCAGCGUACCCCGGAGCUCGGAUGCCGAGGAGGCGAUGGAGGCUCUGGAGGACGAGAACCGGGCCCUGAAGUCACAGCUGGAGGAGACGAAGAGAGGAGUCACCCGAGUGAGCAAAGAGAGAGACGAGCUGACGAGACGACUGGAGGAGAGAGACCUGGAGAGGGAGGCGCUGCGACGAGGAAAGAGCGACCUGGAGGAGCAGAAGAGGCUGUUGGACCGAGCUCUGGAGAAGAUCAACAAAGAGAUGGAGAUGAUGAUGGGAGAUUCACGUCAGUCGGUUGCGGUUCUCCAGUCACAGCUGGAUGACUACAGGGAACGAUCGAGGAAAGACCUGAUGGAGGCUCAGCGUAACAGUAAAGACCGACUGGCUGAGCUGCAGAGAGCUCAGAACAACCUGAAGGCCCAGCAGGAGGAGGUUUCUCGUCUGAAGAAGGAGCUGUUGGUUUGCAGCGAGGAGCGAGACAGCGCCCAGUUGGAGAGAGACCUCCUCAACAACCGCCUCAAACACUUGGAGAGCGAACUGGAAGCAGAGAAAAGCACCUACACCGACCGCCACAGGGAGAUCAGGGCACUAGAGGAUAAAAUUAAAACACUGGAAAUUGAGUUGGAUGAAGAGAAGGGCGGCGUGGAGCUGCUGAACGACCGCAUCACACGCAGCAGAGAUCAGGUGGACCAGCUUCGUUCAGAGUUGAUGCAGGAACGUUCGGCGAGACAUGACCUGGAAAUGGACAAGAGUGCACUGGAGAGACAGCUGAAGGAGCUGAGGACUCGCGUGGCGGACAUGGAGGCGCAGACUCGGCCUUCAGCUGGUAUCACUCUGCUGGAAAACAAGAUUCAGGAGCUGGAGGAGAGACUACACAGUGAGGAAAGGGAGAAGGCCAGUAUCCAGGCGGCUCAGAGGCGAACGGAGCGGAAACUGAAGGAGGUGAACGCAACAUUAGACCAGGAGAGAAACCAGCAUGUGGAGCAGAGAGACCAACUGUCUCUGCGGGUGAAGGCCCUGAAGCGGCAGUUGGACGAGAGCGAGGGCGAGGUGGAGCGCCUGGAGGGGGUCCGCCGGAAGGUUCUCAGGGACUUGGAGGAGCAGCAGGAGCUCCAGGAGGCGCUGCAGGCCAAAGUCACAGCGCUGGAGAGUGAACUAAAACGGAAGGUGCCGACACACCGCACGACUCUGGGCUCAACGUUAAGCUCCGAGGAUGAGGACGGUUUCUAUGACACCAACCUCACCUCCAUCCUGAACGAAAGCCACCUACAGACCUCCAACUGCUGAGGAAAGUGAGGGCGAGAGGAGAGAAAAAAAAAAACACACCUAUAAAAAGAUUCUUUUUUUUUUUUUUUCUUUUUUUUUUGCAGUGCAGAACUUGUCAGAGAAAGGUACUCAGGGCAUCACAGACUCACUCGUAUGAAGACGACGGUUGCCAUGCAGUUCAGCCUUGCCUUGCAGUUGCUCUCCACUUUAUUUUUAGUGCAGCGGUCCAACAGUUGUCAGGAUAAUUCAAUUGCAUUUUGUAGCCUUCAGCUGUGAUUAUCAUUACUUCACUGCUUUCUGUCUUGAGAUCUGAUGUUAUUUUAAUGAGAAGAAUCACAGUUCAAUUACACACUUUUACUGCAUCUCAUAUACCUUCAGCUGUAACAUGAAGCCUUUUAACUUGUGCAUUAUAUUAACAGGACAUUACUGAGGCAUGGUUUACUGUAGCGUGGUGUUGUAUUUUAUUAGUUAAGCUCCAAUGAUGCCAGACCUGCAACUUCAUACCACUUUUAAAACCAAAAAGCAGCUUUUUUUUUUCUAAUUCUUACACUUAUUUCUGUGCUUGCUUACGCAUGAAAAGUCACGUCUGUCAGUGUUUUUAGCAGCUGUGUGUAUUAGAAUUGAUGUUUUGUCAUUUUUAUUGCCGUUGAAUGUGACAAUGACGGGCCAUUUUAAGCUGAGCCUGUAUUUUUACACUGUAUUAGCUGUUUAAGACAAUCAAAAAUCAAAUAUUCAUAUAGUAGCACUGUGGAGAUCAGUCUCGGAGAUCAAUCGUCUCCUUAUACAUUUUCUACUUUCAUGACUGUACGUCUGAUUAUAGCCCAGUUUAUCUCUUUAUAUUUAGCUUGGUUCAUGUGCAUGUCCCACUGAAAUGCCUUAAAAAUCAGCUCUGUGUACGUUUGUGUUAUUUACUGCAUGUUUUCUGUUCAAACUGCUGCUGUAACGUCUUAUUAGUCGUAUCCCCAGUGCUUGCCUCUGCUUGAAUCUUCCUACAUUCCCACUAAAAGAGACAUUUGCUCAGAUUUGGAAGCUUUCCACACCGUUUUUGGCUGAUGAAUGUUUAUUAUACUCUAAAUGACAUUUUGAUAAUGUCAUCAUGUGUCACUUUUAACAUUUUUAUUGGAGCAGUAACUGUACACGAAACGAUGCUAUGAAGUUUAUUAAGCUGCUGGUAGCGUUUGAUAUGUGGUGCAGAGCUUUGUAAGCUUUCCCUGAAAUUUUAACAAUAUUUUAAGAACAUUUUGGACCAUAUAGAAAUACAAUAAAACAAAUAUUCUAUUAUACUA